AUGGAUGAGAUCCGCCUUGAGAUGCUGAAGGCGCUGAACACUUGUACAUGCUGUGUUAAUGGAAACACCUAUGAAUAUGGGAAAACCAUCUACAACACCACGGAUGGCCUGGGAAACUGCAUCACAGCUAAGUGUGGGGCCAAUGGGACCAUAAGCAGAAGCAUGUACGAGUGCAUUACUACUACCACAGCAGGGCCUACAACUACUGCCUUUGCAUUCAGCACAGUUGAAAAGACAACUUCAGUAUCGACUUCGGGAACGACAGCAACACCUUCAGAAACAACUGCAGAAGAGCAAACUACAGUGAGUGCUGGGACAACUGCAGUACCAACAGUCACCACUGGUCCAGUGACAACUUUGACAACGAGUGUUUUCCAAACUACGAUCUCAGUGCCAACAGAAAACCCAGAAACAACAGUUGUUGUAGUCACAGAAACAACACAAACAUCAACUGUUGUUACACAACCUGUUGUUUUGAACACGACUGUAACUUCAGCAACAACAUUUAAGGGUACAACUUCCAUCGGCCCAAUAACACAGACACUUCCAGGCAGCACGACUUUUUACACUACCAGACCAGCCGGAUCCACAGUUGUAUCUACACCACCUCUCUUAACCACAACUGCAACGUUAUGUGCCUGCAUUGCCAAUGGGACUGUACAUUAUCCUGGGGACUUGGUGUACAAUAGGACUGAUGGCUUAGGCUGGUGUUAUGUUGCAUAUUGCAAUGCAUCUUGUAAAAUUGAUGUAAAAUCCAGUCCAUGUCCCACAACACCCGGCACAACUACCACUGCAACUAUUUCCAGCACUACUUUCUCUCCAUCAACAACUACCAUCGACUGCAAUGAUGCAAAUUCAACAAGAAAGCAUGGAGAGUCCUGGAAGACCAGCCACUGCACCACAGCUACUUGCACCAAUGGCCGGGUCACAGAGAAAACCACUGCCUGUCCCAAACUGCAACCACCCGUCUGUGUAAAUGGACGCAAAGUCGUCGAAGUCUAUGACAAUGACAAAUGCUGCUUUCACUAUGAAUGUGAAUGUGUGUGCAGUGUCUGGUCUGAAUACCACUACCUGACAUUUGAUGCAAAGCCAUACAAUUUCAAGGCGAACUGCUCCUACUACCUGGUCAAAGAGAUUAUUAAUAAAUAUAACCUGACGAUAAUAGUUAAUAACAAUGACUGUGAUCCUUCGGACACCACAUUCUGUCCCCAGAGUCUUACUGUAACAUACGGAUCCUACACGGUACUUUUGACUCAAUUGAUGAUUUCAGGAACAGCAACUAAUGUGGUGUAUGUGAAUCAGAAACGGAAGUAUCCGGCCUACGAAAAUUCGGUUCUACAAAUCACAAGCACAAAUAUGGUGAUGACAUUGGAGAUACCUGAGAUCAUCACAAAAGUGCUCUAUAGGCCAUCCGGAAUCAUCAUUGACCUUCCUAUGUCUUUCUUUGGUGGAAACACUGAAGGACAGUGUGGGACCUGUGACAACAGCCAGAACAACGACUGCCGUUCUCCAAACGGCCAGGUGGAAAGCUGCUCAGAGACUGCAGGCGACUGGUAUGUCCCAGGUACACCCUGUGUCACCCCGCCUACCCCAGAGACUACUACAAUCUCACCUUCCUCAACAACGGAGCCUCCUUGCAAACCUGACAUUUGUGAUAUCCUAACCAGCAGUGUUUUUGCACCUUGCCAUGGAGUCAUACUCCCCGGUCCAUUUGUGGCAAUUUGUAAGUCUGACACUUGCAACAAUGGCAAUACCACUGACUGCUCCACCCUGCAGGCCUAUGCCUCUCAGUGCUCUGAAGCAGGAGUCUGUAUCGACUGGAGGAAUGCAACCAAUGGGCACUGUGAUUUCAAGUGUCCAAGUAACAAGGUGUACAGUGCUUGUGGCUCCCCUAUAGAGGCGACAUGCAAUGACAGAUACAACCAGAAGUUCUCGUCAGGCAUCGAGACCACCUCCAGCAAAACUAAGGAGGGUUGCUUCUGUCCUCAAGGCACCAUCUUAUUCAACACAGUCUAUGACACAUGUGUUACCUCUUGCGGUUGUGUUGGACCGAAUGGAGUACCCAAACAGCCCGGUGACACAUGGACAAGUGACUGCAACACCUGCGUUUGUGACGUCGAUUCCAUGAGCAUCCAGUGUGAGCCGAUUGAAUGCCCGACAAUACAGAGCCCCAACUGCAGCAAACCUGGCCAGCUGCUGGUCAACAACAAAGACGGCUGCUGCGCAACACAGUCGUGUGAGUGCAACGUAAACCUGUGUCCCGCUCCUGAGGCGUGCCCGCUGGGCUUCGAACUCAACGCCAUGAAUGACACCUGCUGCAAAUCCUACGAGUGUGUUCCUAAAGGCGUGUGUGUCUACAACAUGACUGAGUACACGCCUGGUUCCAAGGUAACGACACCACAAAUCCCAUCAGAACCACCAAUUGAAGCACCAGCAACACCAGAACUACUGGCAGGGACCACAACAGCAGCAUCAGGAACAACAACAACAACCCCAACAAUAACAACAACGGGACCUUUAACAGGGGAGCCUUUCAAACCCGAACCCUGCCAAGAGUGUUACUGUGGCCCAGUAACGAAUCCCAUCACCAAGCUACACGUCAUUACUUGCAAGCCUAUCGUCUGCCAAACAAACUGCUCUGAAGGUUAUGAAUAUCAGACUACAGUUGAUAAGUGCUGUGGUACGUGUGUUCAGAAGAGCUGUAUGUUCACCAUUGGAAACACAACGCAUAUCAUUGAGGUCAACAACACAUUUGUACCACCUAAUGACAGGUGUGCGAAAUAUACAUGUGCCAACAUCAAUGGACAGUUGCUUACUCAGAAGACCGAUACCAUAUGUCCUCACUUCAACCCCUUGGACUGUAAACCUGGCACCGAGACAACAGACGCUGAUGGAUGCUGCACAACCUGCAAACUGGAGAGCACGUGUGAGGUCCUGAGUAAGCAGACCAUUAUCGAAGUCAACGACUGCAAGCAGAUGGUCAACCUGACGUCCUGUGCUGGACACUGUGGAAGCUCCUCCAAAUAUUCUGCUGCGGCUAACAAGAUGGUGCACGAGUGUGAGUGUUGCCAAGAGGUCAUCACCAAUCAGAAGCAGGUGGAGCUGACCUGCGCCAACGGCUCCAAGGUCCAGCACAGCUACUUGGAGGUGGAGACGUGCCACUGCAAAAAAGCAGAAUGUGUGUCGUGGACCAAACCACAGCGCCGCAGGAGACGCUGAUCAGACUGGACUGAAACCUUACCAACACGAUGCAAGACUUAACCUUUCUAUUCUUGUCAGGUUUCAGUAUCCAAAGCUCAACUUGUUACUCUUUCUUUAUUUUAAGAUUUCAUGGAUAAUCAUUAAUAAAAUUAAAUUUCUGCAAUAUGA
This is a messenger RNA of Pseudoliparis swirei, 3369 nucleotides long. RefSeq names its product mucin-5B-like. Gene Ontology annotation, molecular function: hormone activity. The transcript has 21 exons. Bases 1 to 3219 code for a protein of 1072 amino acids. Gene Ontology annotation, cellular component: extracellular region; extracellular matrix. NCBI's taxonomy places the organism in Eukaryota, Metazoa, Chordata, Actinopteri, Perciformes, Liparidae. The record is from RefSeq and is a predicted model, not a curated record.